AGACCCGUUACCAGCCACUGCCUGGUUGAUCCGAAGAUCCACAGCCUUCGUCACUGCCAAUUACGGAGAGAAAAAUAGCGAGCAGAGGAUGUUCAAAGCCGUGCAGCUCCUUCUCCGGGAGACGAGCAGAGUUCAAGGUUUCACAGCGUCAGGUUUCGUCAAUGGCUUCUCCACGGCUCCCAACUCUCAGAGGUUAGCUGGUAAGGUGGCGCUCAUCACCGGCGCCGCGAGCGGCAUUGGCAAGGCGAAGGCCACGGAGUUCAUCAGGAACGGCGCCAAGGUCAUCAUCGCCGACGUGCAGGACGACCUGGGCCGCUCGAUCGCCGCGGAGCUCGGCCCGGACGCGGCCUACGUCCGGUGUGACGUCUCCGACGAGGUGCAGAUCGCCGCGGCCGUGGACCUCGCCGUGGAGCGGCACGGACACCUGGACGUCCUCUACAGCAACGCCGGCAUAUCCGGGUCCGUGACGCAGACCGCUGUGGGCGCCCUCGACCUCGCCGACUUCGACCGCGUGAUGGCGGUGAACGCCCGCUCGGCGGUCGCGUGCAUCAAGCACGGCGCGCGCGUCAUGGCGCCGCGCCGCCGCGGCAGCAUCCUCUGCACGGCCAGCGUGAUGGGCGUGCUCACCUUCGGCGCCCCGGCCCUCGCGUACGCCGUCUCGAAGGCCACCGUCAUCGCCGCGGUGCGCGCGGCCGCGGGCCCGCUGGCGCGCGACGGCGUGCGGGUGAACGCCAUCUCGCCGCACGCCCUCGCGACGCCGCUGACGCUGCGGUCGAUGGCCGAGAUGUGCCCCGGCAUGGGCGAGGCGGAGCUGAGGCGGGUGGUGGAGACGGACUGGAGCGAGCUGGGCGGGGCCGUGCUGGAGGCGGAGGACGUGGCGAGGGCGGCGCUGUACCUGGCGUCGGACGAGGCCAAGUUCGUCACCGGGCACAACCUGCUCGUCGACGGCGGGUUCACCGCGCACAAGGCUGUCAGCAUGCCGUCCGUGGCGCGUUGAUCGUGGAGGGAUCAGUGAGUGCCGUCGCUGAUGACGUUGUGGUGUUCCACACCUCGAUUUCCAUCUGUUAAACAGUUAUAAAAGAGCAUCACCCUAA
This is a messenger RNA of Triticum urartu, 1094 nucleotides long. Its product is annotated as momilactone A synthase. The record is from RefSeq and is a predicted model, not a curated record. Lineage: Eukaryota; Viridiplantae; Streptophyta; Magnoliopsida; Poales; Poaceae.